GGUUGUGAGUGCGACGUGUUUUGUUGCGGGCAGGAUGUACAAAGGAAGAAGAUGCAACUGUCUCUAUAAUAGGACUACUUCAAUUGCUGCGCACCAGUCCUGUCGGCCUGAACAACUUAGGCAAGAAAUCCGUGUGGAAACGGACCAUGCACAGUAAUGGCGCAUUCAGCCAUGUUCCAUUUCGCGGAAGAAGUUGUGCCCUGCGGAUUCCAGAGACAGACAUUGUGGUGCAUUUUAAUUGCUGGAGGAUAACUGUUCCUUGGUGAAGACGUUGCCUGCACACAAGAGGAGCACAGGAGUCUGUGUCGUAGUGUUCCUUUGGCGGGGAUGCGAGGAAUAGACCUGGCGGCCAGGGGCAGCCUCAUGAGCCGGCUAUUUCUCCGGGCAUACCGCGCGCUGCACCGGCAUGUGGUGAAGCAGUGACCUCCUCUAGGGGAAGGAAGGCGAUGCGCCCAGCGGUGAGCACACCGGGUGGACUAGGCCUAAGAUGGGGAGCGUUCUUUUGGCGCUCCUUCUGUCGGUGAUCGGGGGAACCGUGGCCAACCCGGAAGCGAAGCGGCUGUACGACGACCUGCUGAGCAACUACAAUCGGCUCAUCCGGCCAGUGGGCAACAACUCGGACCGCCUCACCGUCAAGAUGGGGCUCCGCCUGUCGCAACUCAUUGACGUGAACCUGAAGAACCAGAUUAUGACAACCAAUGUCUGGGUGGAACAGGAAUGGAAUGAUUAUAAGCUGAAGUGGAACCCUGAUGAUUAUGGCGGUGUGGAGACGUUGCAUGUCCCGUCAGAACACAUCUGGCUGCCCGACAUUGUGCUCUAUAACAAUGCUGACGGAAACUACGAGGUGACCAUAAUGACAAAGGCAAUCCUCAAUUACACAGGGAAAGUGAUGUGGAAACCUCCUGCCAUCUACAAAUCGUUCUGUGAAAUUGAUGUCGAGUACUUCCCUUUCGACGAACAGACGUGUUUUAUGAAGUUCGGCUCCUGGACGUACGAUGGAUACCUGCUGGAUCUGCGCCACAUUUCCCAGUCCUCGGACUCGGAUACCAUAGAUAUGGGGAUCGAUCUCCAGGACUAUUAUCUGUCGGUGGAGUGGGACAUCAUGCGAGUGCCAGCAGUACGUAACGAGAAGUUCUAUAGCUGCUGUGAGGAACCGUAUCUUGACAUCAGCUUCAACAUCACUCUCCGCAGAAAGACGCUGUUCUACACCGUCAACCUCAUCAUCCCGUGUGUCGGUAUAUCGUUUCUUUCGGUGUUGGUAUUCUACCUGCCCUCAGACUCUGGAGAAAAGGUCUCGCUCUGUAUAUCCAUCCUUCUCUCACUUACAGUGUUCUUUCUUCUGCUCGCCGAAAUCAUUCCUCCAACCUCACUCACCGUUCCUCUCCUCGGCAAAUAUCUACUUUUCACCAUGGUUUUAGUCACUUUGUCAGUAGUGGUCACCAUAGCUGUGCUCAACGUCAAUUUUCGAUCACCUGUAACACAUCGGAUGAGACCCUGGGUACACCGUUUGUUUAUCCAGUUACUUCCAAAAGUGUUAUUUAUAGAGAGACCUAAAUCAGAAGAUUCAGUUGAUGACGAAGAAGACGAACUCAAACCGCCAGAAGGAGUUCUAACCGGGGUGUUUGAUGUUCCUUCUGAUAUGGACAAAUAUAUGUCAUAUGGAGGGAAACGGUAUAGCGCGGACUAUGCUAUUCCAGCUUUGCCUCCGUCACGUUUUGAAAUGGCAGCGUCAGGCGAUGGGCCUUGCUUCGGUGACCCCCCACUGCCACUUCCGGGAGCUGAUGAUGACCUCUUUAGCCCUGGAAUAGGAUGUGUCGCCGGUGCAGCGGCAGCAGUGUGUGGGGCUCACGAUCAGAGUCCAACUUUCGACAAACCGUCGCAUGAAAUGGAGAAGACCAUUGAGGACGCUAGAUUCAUCGCUCAACAUGUCAGGAACAAAGACAAAUUCGAAAAUGUAGAAGAGGACUGGAAGUACAUGGCAAUGGUUCUAGAUCGCCUGUUUCUCUGGAUCUUUACCGUCGCCUGCGUUCUUGGCACGGCGCUCAUUAUUCUGCAGGCGCCCUCGCUCUACGACACGACGCGUCCAAUCGACAUUCAGUAUUCCAAAGUCGCGAAGAAGAGGAUGAUGAUGGGUCCUGAAGAAGACUGAAGAUUUCGAAAGUUGUGGAUGAUGGUGCUUCGUAAAGCACUUGCUAAUUAAAUUUCACGCCCUUCUUGUGCUCAUUAGAGGAAAAAUUAUUCACCGUGAAGUUCACAGUUAAAUAUUUUUCUCGAUAUUCCAAACAUGUUCAAUAUCCUCUUUCGAUAAAUGUUAUUGGUGACUAGUUCCUUGAGCAGCCAAAUAAUAUUUUAAGCUCUUCUUGAAGGAUUUGCUACCAAAUUUUCGACCAUUACAAAUUAUCAAAUUUACUUUCGAAAAAUUGGAAAUACACAUUUCCAUUUAUGCCUCAAAUUUAACUGGAUUUGAAGUUGUCGCAGCGAUAACUGUGGAUAGUACAGUCUGCUGGUUAUAACGCCGUGUAUUUCGAAGAGGGAUCGACGUUUCGGAGGAUAUACUGCCUCCAUCUUUAGUUUCGAAGAAUAAGCAAGACAAGAAAACAAUAGUAACAGGAGACAAGUUAGUUUUUCAUAAGCGGUUCGCUUAACUUGCCGCCCGCAUCUGAUGGUUUCUUCCUUCGAUUUGAUUUCGAUACUGAAGAUGGAGGUGAUAUUUUUCUUCGAAACAUCUUAUUCUCUUCGAACUAUACGGACGUAGGCAACGCAGGAGACCUUACUCUGAAUUGAACUUUAUUUGCGAAAAUACUUUCCAGGUGGUCCAGAGAAUUUGAAUAUUUUCUACUAUAUUUUUCUAAGGGGAAUAUUACAGCGUUUGUUCAGACACAAAAGGAGCAAAUAUGUGUGGACGCGUAUAUUUGAAGUAGAGGGAGCAUGUUAAUGCCCACCUGUUAUUAAUUUUAACGGUCAGUAAGACGUGUUCCUGCAUAUUUGAGGCUGAGCGAAAUUAUCGGUUUACGCAUAUGUACAUGACCUCAUUAACAUAAAGUUCUACAUAUUGUUAUUAUCGACUUUGAUAAAUCACAGUACAUAAGAUUACAAAAUUAAAGUGUAUUGUGUUUUGCUUAGUUAAUAAACUCCGUUGUCAGAAACUGCAGGUAAUCAAAAAGUCCUUGGCAUUCAUAUUUUGAACCUAUUAGGAAUACAAAUUAAAUUAAGAGGUAAAUAUUAUUUGAAACACUGCUGCAAGAAAUAAUUUGGUGUUCGAAUGUAGAGUAAGUGCUAAUGUGUUAAUUGAAAACGAAAUUCACUGAAGCACAUAUUUAAGACAAAAACAAAACCUCUGAUUUAAUAUAAUUUUCCUGGGGCCGGCGCGUAAGGCUGACAACCUUACCGCCAUCUGUGAGCCGAUUGUCUAGAU
This is a messenger RNA of Cryptotermes secundus, 3415 nucleotides long. It is a transcript of the gene nAChRalpha1, whose product is annotated as acetylcholine receptor subunit alpha-like 1. Gene Ontology annotation, biological process: nervous system process; monoatomic ion transmembrane transport; regulation of membrane potential. The transcript is spliced from 10 exons. The record is from RefSeq and is a predicted model, not a curated record. NCBI's taxonomy places the organism in Eukaryota, Metazoa, Arthropoda, Insecta, Blattodea, Kalotermitidae. Gene Ontology annotation, molecular function: transmembrane signaling receptor activity; acetylcholine-gated monoatomic cation-selective channel activity. Gene Ontology annotation, cellular component: neuron projection; synapse; postsynaptic membrane. The coding region runs from base 488 to 2149 and encodes 553 amino acids.